AUGGCGGAGGUAAUGCAUAUUUUCGACCGAUAUUGCAUUCAUUAUUUUAACUGUAGAGAUUGUCCCCAUGGUGAACAGUGUUCAUAUCCGCAUAAGGCUCGUCACGAAGUAGAGCAGAUCCAAUACUUACCCGGCAAUGAAUAUUUUUUGGGAAAACCUCGCAUCAACCAAAGAAUUUGUAGAUUUUUCUUAAGGGGUAACUGUAUCCACCAACAAAAUUGUCAUUAUCGUCAUGAACACAUUAACGAUUUACCUAAUGUUUUGAAAGGGGUUGAUAAAUCAUCAAAUAAUCGCUCACCAAGAGGAAUUAUCAACACCAACGUACCUUCAACUUCACAGUGUGAGAAUGUUACAAACAAAAAUUCCAUAAAUAACAGUCUAGAUCUUCAAAAUAAAGAAAUGCUUAUUUCCCAUCAAGAAAUCACUCCCUGCCAAAAAGAAGAACAUGACAAUAAACCCCUAACCGAAGAAGAAGGUGCUUGUGCAUCCCCACCACUGACACAUAUAAGUGAUUCCUGGGUGCACGCCCCGGAAUUUGUGCCAAAAAAUAUUUAUAGACCAAAAAGUUAUGCCGAGGCUCUCAGUUCCGAAGCCAUUGAAGAAAAAAAUGCUAACAAAGAACUAUGCCGCUACGUCAAUAAAGAUGGCAUAUGUAGAAACUUGACUGAUUGUACCUAUCUACACGGGGAAAUGUGUGAUAUGUGUGAAAGGCUCAUUUUACAUCCUUAUGAUGAAGAACAAAGAAAAAGACAUCGCCAAGAAUGUUUGAAGCAACACGAAAAAAAUAUGGAAUUAUCUUUUGCCAUUGCCCGCUCUAAAGAAAAAUCAUGUGGAGUGUGCUUUGAAGUAAUUAUGGAAAAAGCUACUGGUGAACAAAGAUUCGGGAUAUUACCAAAUUGUAACCACUGUUUCUGCUUAAGCUGCAUCCGCAAAUGGAGACAGGCUCGUCAAUUCGAAAACAAAAUUAUUAGAGCUUGUCCAGAAUGUAGAGUCACAUCAGAUUUCGUUUGUCCAAGUAUGUACUGGGUAGACACAAAAGAAGACAAAGAUAAAUUAAUUGAAGAUUACAAAAAAGCUUUAUCGAGAAAAGACUGCAAAUACUUCAAAAAGGGACAGGGGAAAUGUCCAUUUGGAAAUAAAUGCUUCUACCUGCACGCCUUUCCCGACGGACGCAAAUGCGAUGUUGGACCUCCUCCAAGACAACGACGUCCCCGUAAUGCUGAUGCAGACAUCGAUGUCCUACAGGUGAUGCUUUGGGACUUUCUCGAUGAACGCGACUUUCCUUGGCAAUCUUUGGCCGAGGAUUUGGAGGAUUUAGUUUCCUUUUUUACGGAUUCCGAGGAAUCGGAUUGGUCUGAUUACGAAAUACUGUUUGAUUAG
Molecule: messenger RNA, 1380 nt
Organism: Psylliodes chrysocephalus
Lineage: Eukaryota; Metazoa; Arthropoda; Insecta; Coleoptera; Chrysomelidae
Source: the annotation of a GenBank genome assembly